AUGGGCAACCCAGCGAUAAAUCUCAACUCCCGCAAUAGAAGGGUAGGGAUUGGAGCGCUCGCUGCUACCUUUUUCCUUUGCUACUUCUCCUGGUCCAAUAUAUUUCACUCUUAUCACUACCCUUCAGUACCUCAUCCAACUACAUCAUCUCCAGGUUUUUUGCCUAUCGAAGAUGCUCUGAAAUUUUGCGAAAAUCGGCGAUGGGAGAUAUGGCGACACCGCUCGAGGCGACGCAAGGUUUACGAUCUCAUUCUCGUCAACACCGAAAUAGACUGGCUUGAAAUCCGUUUAGGACAAAUGUACGACCAGGUUGACUACUUUGUCAUCCUCGAAGCAAACUUGACCUUCCAGGAUACACCUAAGCCUCUCUUCGUGCAAGAGAGUUGGGACCGCUAUGAGAAAUACCAUAGCAAGAUGAUUCGCCAUACACUCAACAUUAAGGGCGUCAAGUUUGAGAAUACCUGGGAUCGCGAGAAGUUCUCCAGAAAUGCUAUGUACGAUCAAGUCGUCCCUUAUCUCAAAGGGCGGCAAGCACCCAACAUGGGCGACGUCAUUCUCGUCUCAGACGUCGAUGAGAUACCCCGGCCCUCCACCCUUACAGCAUUACGCAAUUGCAAAUUCCCGAAAAAGCUAUCCCUUCACAGCGAUAUGUACUACUAUGGCUUCCAAUGGCGCAAGCGGGGAGACUGGGCAUUCCCGCAGGCGACAUACUACGACGGAAAUAACACGGUUCGGCCAGACGACCUCCGCGGGACCGCCGACUCGCACUUAUACAGAGCAGCGUGGCACUGCAGCUAUUGCUUCUCGACCAUUGGCGAAUUUGUUAAGAAGCUCAACAGUUUUUCGCAUGCCGAGCUAAACCGCGAUACUUUCAAGGACACCCAGCAGAUAUUGCAGCAUGUGAGGGAUGGGAUUGACUUAUAUAACCGGGAAGGAGAACAAUACGAUCGUAUUGAGAACAAUUCUGAUGUGCCAGAAUUCUUGAAGGAGAACAAGGAAAAAUACCUUUAUAUGUUUGAUCGGGAUCCCGAGAACGCGAACUUCGUGGAUUUGCAAUAUUUGGAAGAAUCCACUGACAUUGAGACAACUACUGGCAGCUGA
Messenger RNA from Orbilia oligospora ATCC 24927, 1101 nucleotides. RefSeq lists its product as uncharacterized. Lineage: Eukaryota; Fungi; Ascomycota; Orbiliomycetes; Orbiliales; Orbiliaceae. The coding region runs from base 1 to 1101 and encodes 366 amino acids. Gene Ontology annotation, cellular component: membrane. Gene Ontology annotation, biological process: N-acetylglucosamine metabolic process; protein N-linked glycosylation. Gene Ontology annotation, molecular function: beta-1,4-mannosylglycoprotein 4-beta-N-acetylglucosaminyltransferase activity. The record is from RefSeq and is a predicted model, not a curated record. The transcript has a single exon.